AUGACCCAAAAGUCUACACACUUUAUGAUUGAGGGAGAGCUUGGAAAGCUUUGGCGUGAGGCCGAGGAAACGUUCCUGAAGUCGGAAAUCGCGAUCUCCUACCGGCAGAAGCCCCGCGUUGAAUCCGCUAAAAGCCCUGCAGAGUGGCUUGAAGGAUUUCGCGAGUAUCGAAAGGGCGAUUCCCGUUUUAUCGGAGCCUGCAAAGAAAUUGGGAAACACAUGGAGAUCAUCGAAACAUUUGUGCAAGCUCUUGGGUUUUCUGUACAGGUGGUCUCAGCUGUCGCGCCCGCCUUUACGCCAGCCUCCUUGGUAGUCAAUGCAUUCGCAUGGCUGUUCGGUUCCUUCACCAAGGUUUCGGAGGACUUUGACAAGUUGGAGACAUUCUUUGGUCGUAUCGCGAAUCGUCUAGAGUCUUUGAUUCCUUUGGGGAAGUAUCUGAAAGGAGGAACAGAGACCGCGCUGCUCCAAAAACGCAUUGUCAAGCUCUUCGUAAGCUGUUUGGGUAUCUGCAAUGUCGGGACAGAACAGGUCAAAAGCCGGUUAAAGACAUGGGUAAAAAAGCUGAAAGGCGAAAAUGAGGUAGACAAGGACUUGGACAAAUUCGCCGAGGCCAACGAGGCUUUGCGAGAUUGUAUUGAUGUCAACACACUAGGUGCGGUACUGAGUCAGCAAGAAGCCUCUCAACGCGACGAGAUACUCGGGUGGCUAUCGUCCAUCGAUUCUUCUGGUAUGCACCAGAGGGUUAUAGAACAAACGCCCGAUCGGGUUAUUGGCGGCAAGUGGCUUUUGUUGUCUGAGCUUUUUAUGAAUUGGAAAAACCAAUGGGUGGAUAGAAUCUGGUACACCGGAAAACCCGGCGCCGGGAAAAGCGUUCUAGCAUCCACUGUCAUCGAACAUCUUAGAUCAUGGGUAAAGGAAGAUGAGAAGCGAAAGACCAAUACCAUGGUGACGCAUCUCUAUCUAUCAUAUACCUCAAGCCCCGAUGUCAAAGACCUGCUGGGGAGCCUUCUGCGCCAGUACCAAGGUGAAGCUGAUACCCAUCCUUACAUCGUAGCAAAGUUUGAGGAAUAUCGGCGCCAAGGGAAGAUUGAUAACAAGGUCCAGCCUCCAAGUCUGGAUGACAUCAAGGGAAUGCUGAACUCAAUUAAUGAGGGCAAGACAAUGUUCGUCAUUGUCGAUGCUUUGGAUGAGUUCGACAUAAACAGUCGAAACGAGCUUCUGAAGAGUCUGAAGCAGCUCAAGCCUGUUGUGAAGAUUAUGGUAACUUCUCGGGUCUUGAAUCAUCUUGCUAAGCUACAGGAAACCUUUGAACCAGCAACAAUUGAAGCAAAGGACGAGGACAUGGACGAAUACAUAGAGUCUGUGAUCAAAAACAAUCCUUCUCUGGCCCCAUAUCCCAAAUCCCACGCGAAGAUAAAAAACGUGGUAAAACGCCGAUCUGGAAGAAUGUUCAUCCUUGUACGACUACACAUGGAUGCUCUUUCCAAUGUCCAGAAUCGAUUUCAGCUUGACAAUGUUCUGAAAAAGCUGCCGAAUGAUCUUCAAAACGCCUACAAAGACACUAUGAUUCGCCUCAAGAGUCAGACUGAGGACCGAACACUUCGCGCUACUUCAACAUUGGGAUGGGUGGCAUUUUCCGAGAAGCUACUCUCCGUACAGGAACUCCAACACGCUCUUGCCAUUACCGAGAGUAAGGGUCGCCCGCCGCUUCAAUACCUUCGCCAGGAGAAAGAAAUAAUCUCUGAAUGCUGUGGCCUUCUAGUCAUUGACCUGGACGAAAGGGUUCGGUAUGUUCACAGGUCAGCCCAGGAAUUCUUCAACGAGACCAAACACAAAGAGUUCCCCAACUUCGAAGCUCAGAUCACUCUCGCUUGUAUCAGGUACCUAUCACUUUCCGAACUUACCCGUCGAGUGGUAGGGAAAUCUCGACGCCCACGUUCUAAUGGAGGCCACGAGGCGUUUCCACUGAAAGAUUACGCUGCCCAGUAUCUGCAUAGACACCAUCGCAGGAUGGUAGGCGUCGAGGAUAAUACCGAGGUAGCCGAGGCAGCUUAUAAUCUUGUGACGGACAAAGAGAAAAGAACAUUCUACAGUGGACUUUUGUUUAGACUCAAUGUUUACGAGACAAAAUCGGCGUUCAUGAAGAGUGGCCGGUCUACAACUCGUCAAAAAUGGCGCGCCAACACCAUGAAACCGCUUCAGCCGCUUCAUCUGGCUGUAUAUAUGGGCAAUUCCCGGCUUGUUACGCGAUUGAUCAACGAAGGGGCAGACAUUAAUUCACUCGACCCUUAUGGACGUUCAGCUCUAGUGGUUGCCCUCCACAGCGGCCUUGACUUCAUCGCUGGCAUCCUACUACGCAAUGGUGCUGAGAUUGAUCUCAACACCAAAAGAGGGCACGCCAUCUUGCUUCACUGCAUGGAAAGGGACUAUAAGUCGGUCAUCGAGCAGAUACUUGGUGAUACGACGGAAGUACUGCCCAAUGAGGGGUUUCUUAAGAUCCUCGGAUUCCUGUGUCUGUUCUUCUUUGAACAGAUGCGCGGUAUACUGACCAUUCUUGUAACGUCUUUUCCUCAGUCUAACGUUAUGAAAACCGAAGUUCUCAAGGCUCCGCCAUCAGAAGCUACAUCUAUGGAUAAAGAGCCGAAGUUGCAAUUGGAUAUUCACAUGGAUCUUCUUCGCUACGCCUAUUCCGGCAAUGUGCUUGGUUUGGAGUCUAUCCUUCGUGCUUCGACAACUGAUGUUAAUUUGAAGCUGGUCUCACAGGGAGCAGAAUAUGUUUAUACGGACACUGGAGAAGAUGAUUCCGAUGACAACCGCCCAAGAUACUAUUCUAGCCCUGAACCUGACUCUGAGUCAGACUCCGAAACCGACUAUGGCCAUGACUCCAAGUUGGAGUCCAGUUCUAUUGAGCCUACUUCAGAGGCUGAGCUAAACGACAACGAACUGCUAUCUGACUCGCCCCCGAGCUCGUUGGAUGAAGUUUGGCCGUCGUUUAGUGCCUCCUCUACUCGCGCUUUGAGACGUAGGGGACGACGCAAUGUCCACCUUGCCCGUACAACAGCAAGAGCUUGGGAAGGGCGCAGUCACAGUACAACUUCCGGCUCUAGUAACGAUAGAGACGACGUCGAUACGGCAGGGUCAUCGAAAGGGGAUCAGGCUGACGGGUCACAUGUUAGUGAUGUCGACAGGAUCAAGGUCGCCUUCCUCAGAACAGCAUGCUUCCUCGCUGCGGAGAGUGGAAAGCACGAAGCUGUCCAACUUCUGCUAGACCAUGGUGUUUCACCAGACCUGUCAAACUUCCACGGGCAGUCUCUCCUCCACCGCGCGACUUGGAGGGAGGAUUGCAAGCUUGUGGAUAUCCUGAUCAGGAACGACGCAAAUGUAGACCUGAGGGAUCGAAACGGAAGAACACCCUUACUUGCAAAUGCUGAUCUCAGGAAAAAUCGAGUGCUCAAAUUGCUGCUAGACAAGAAAGCAGAUAUCGACCUCAAGCAACGUGAAGGAUGCCAUGAGCUUUAUGAAGCAGCUGCCUUUGGCGCCGAAGAAGCUGUUGAGUUCUUUUUGGAGCACGACAUUGACCCAUCUAUCGCCAACAACUUCGGCUGGACACCUCUACACGGGGCUGCAGCGAACGGCCAUUUAGAGAUCGUCGAGCGGCUUAUCGAGAAAGGUGUCAAUCUAUCACCGCUUUCUGAUACCUACGAAACCCCUCUCAGUCUUGCUCAGCAUGGAGAGAGGCACUAUGAUCAUAUUCUGACGGGCGGGAAGCACUACGCCGAAGCUAUCAGGCGGGCUAGAGAGCUAAGUGUCGAGGAAAAGAUCACUCCCGUUUACUACUGCGGAGCAUUCCAUCAAGCGGCCGAUCGAAACCGCCACAACAAGGGAUGCAACGCCCUCAAGAAAAUACGGAAGGCCCACGCGGAGGAGGAACAAGCACUGCGAGAGCUCCGCAGCCCUAUGUGGCAGAACACAAACUUCUUCGAAACUUUCGUUGGUCGUUUCUGGGGCAUCCUCGAAACGCGUGACUACAUGCGCGCGCGCUUUCGCAUGGUAAAUACGAUGCUGGAGACCUUCGGUGGCGCCGCGAUCAUGGGCAUUCGUGAUAUGGUUCGAGGGCUGUACAUUCGUCUCAAGAAGGACCAAGCCGCAUAUGACUUCAUGAAAUGGCGGGCUACUUCUGCCAACGAUCAGAACUACGAUUGGGGCAACAUGGAUCUCCCGUACUUGGAUGCCAAGGACGCCGACGCCCUUGACACUCCACUCGGUGCUUGGGCAAAGAACGACUUUCUCGGUUUGAGCCACGUCGCAGCCGUCCUUCUAAUCAAGAUACGAAUUCUGGUGGAUCUACAAGCUGUUCAAAACACCACAAGGGCUCUCAACGGCACUGUACCUCCAGAGAUCAUCCAGCUCAUCCGCGGUCAACUUGUCGACGGCAUUUUCGAGUCACGACCCGGCAUCCUGAUGGGCAACAUUCAAGACCUUUCCAAUCUCAUCAAAAGAGUGCAAGAUUAA
This is a messenger RNA of Fusarium coffeatum, 4512 nucleotides long. RefSeq lists its product as uncharacterized. Gene Ontology annotation, molecular function: protein binding. The transcript is spliced from 9 exons. The record is from RefSeq and is a predicted model, not a curated record. Bases 1 to 4512 code for a protein of 1503 amino acids. Lineage: Eukaryota; Fungi; Ascomycota; Sordariomycetes; Hypocreales; Nectriaceae. Gene Ontology annotation, cellular component: nucleus; cytoplasm.